UGCGGGCUGCGGGGGCGUCACGGACAGCAGCAGCGGACUUGGGCUGAGGUUCCCGGGCGGGCGGGCGCGGAGAGACGCGGGAAGCAGGGGCUGGGCGGGGGUCGCGGCGCCUCAGCCAGCGCAGCCAACCCGAGGGGCCGCCGCCGCCGCCGCCCAGCGCGCUCCGGGGCCGCGGGCCGCCUCCAGCACCCGCCGCGCCGCAGCUCCGGCACCGGCCCCGGCCGCCGCCGCCGCCGCGAUGGGCAACGCCGCCGCCGCCAAGAAGGGCAGCGAGCAAGAGAGCGUGAAAGAAUUCUUAGCCAAAGCCAAAGAAGAUUUUCUUAAAAAAUGGGAAAAUCCUGCUCAGAACACAGCCCACUUGGAUCAAUUUGAACGAAUCAAGACUCUCGGCACGGGCUCCUUCGGGCGGGUGAUGCUGGUGAAGCACAAAGAGACCGGGAACCACUAUGCCAUGAAGAUCCUUGACAAACAGAAGGUGGUGAAGCUGAAACAGAUUGAGCACACCCUGAACGAGAAGCGCAUCCUGCAGGCGGUCAACUUUCCGUUCCUUGUCAAACUCGAGUUCUCCUUCAAGGACAACUCAAAUUUAUACAUGGUCAUGGAGUAUGUGCCCGGUGGGGAGAUGUUCUCACACCUGCGACGGAUCGGGAGGUUCAGUGAGCCCCAUGCGCGCUUCUACGCCGCCCAGAUUGUCCUGACCUUUGAGUACCUGCACUCGCUUGAUCUCAUCUACCGGGACCUGAAGCCGGAGAACCUCCUCAUCGACCAGCAGGGCUACAUUCAGGUGACAGACUUCGGUUUCGCCAAGCGUGUUAAAGGCCGCACCUGGACCUUGUGUGGGACCCCUGAGUACUUGGCCCCUGAGAUCAUCCUGAGUAAAGGCUACAACAAAGCUGUGGACUGGUGGGCCCUGGGGGUCCUUAUCUACGAAAUGGCCGCAGGCUACCCACCCUUCUUCGCCGACCAGCCCAUCCAGAUCUACGAGAAGAUUGUCUCUGGGAAGGUGCGGUUUCCGUCCCACUUCAGCUCUGACUUGAAGGAUCUGCUGCGCAACCUCCUACAAGUGGACCUCACCAAGCGCUUUGGGAACCUCAAGAAUGGGGUCAAUGAUAUCAAGAACCACAAGUGGUUUGCCACAACUGACUGGAUUGCCAUCUACCAGAGGAAGGUGGAAGCUCCCUUCAUACCAAAGUUUAAAGGCCCUGGGGACACAAGUAACUUUGACGACUAUGAGGAGGAAGAGAUCCGAGUCUCCAUCAAUGAGAAGUGUGGCAAGGAGUUUUCUGAGUUCUAGGGGUGUGCCUGUGCGCCCAUGGGUUUUCUUUCUUUCCUUUUUUUUUUUUUUUUUUGGUGGGGGGGGUGGGAGGGUUGGAUUGAACAGCCAGAGGGCCCCAGAGUUCCUUGCAUCUAAUUUAACCCACCUCGCCCCACCCUCCAGGGUAGGGGGAGCAGGAAGUCCAGGUAUUUGGGGCAAAACACCAGCUGCUCCCCCUCACCCCCUUUGCCCUCCUGCCCCCCCCCCCCCCACUGCUUUUGCCUUUCUUCCACAGCCCCCCACCCCAGCCCAUUUCUGCCUGUUUUAAACGAGUUUCUCAGUUCUUCCCUUCUUCAGGUCAGACCAGGUCUCCCUGGUUUCAGGGACAGGGUGUGGCAAGAGGGGCCCAAACUUAACUACAGCCACCCCUCCCCCCCCCCCCAAAAAAAAAGACCGACAGGCACCGCUCUCUAACUGCGAAUGAAUGAAAAGCCAGCCUUGCCUUCAGAAUAAUCCUGCCAGGGAAGGAGAGAUUUUAGUGACACGUUCAGUGGGCCACUUGCUAUAAUUUUUUUUUUAAAUACAAUUUACAGUCUUAUUUAAGUUCCACCAAUGCCUCCCUCCCUCCUUCCUCUCCCACCCUUUCCCAUGCCCCUCCUCUCCAAAUCGUUUUUUUUUUUUUUUUUUU
This is a messenger RNA of Cervus elaphus (red deer), 1943 nucleotides long. RefSeq names its product protein kinase cAMP-activated catalytic subunit alpha (gene PRKACA). The transcript is spliced from 10 exons. The record is from RefSeq and is a predicted model, not a curated record. Gene Ontology annotation, cellular component: cAMP-dependent protein kinase complex; nucleus. Gene Ontology annotation, biological process: peptidyl-serine phosphorylation. Gene Ontology annotation, molecular function: ATP binding; cAMP-dependent protein kinase activity; protein kinase A regulatory subunit binding. The coding region runs from base 239 to 1294 and encodes 351 amino acids. NCBI's taxonomy places the organism in Eukaryota, Metazoa, Chordata, Mammalia, Artiodactyla, Cervidae.